Vicia faba (fava bean) is the source of this 513-nucleotide messenger RNA. The record is from the annotation of a GenBank genome assembly. NCBI's taxonomy places the organism in Eukaryota, Viridiplantae, Streptophyta, Magnoliopsida, Fabales, Fabaceae.
AUGAGGAAUAACAAUAUCCUCGGGUUGAGGCUUCUCCAAAACAGACUCACUCUAUUAAGGACAAUGAUUCAGAGAAGGGUGACGUUCUGGCCCCGAGAUCAGUAUGAUAUUGUUUUCAACUCUGUUGAGGAGAAGGCUAUUCAAGUGGAUGAGUACCGAAAAGAUGCAGAGGCUCUGAAAGUCCUCCAAGACGAGGUGGCCCAUCUAAGGAGGGAACUCCAUGAUACUCUUCAACGUGCUAUGCAAAAUAUGCUCGAAGUUCAAAAACAAGUGGUGGAACAUGGAAGGAAGUUAUGCCCCGAUGAUGUAAUUUAUACUGAGGUGAUAGAUCUUUUUAUGUCUGCUCCUGGGGUGACUCAAGGAGGUGGUCACGAUGAUUGUUCCUCGCCGAAGAGUAGGAUCUCUAUCGCUGCCCCUGAGGCUUUGCUCGAAUUGAAGUGGGCGUCUCCAGGCUCCACUGCGUAUGUCCUAGGAUUGGCUAGAUCUGAGGAGGGGUGCACCAACUAUACAUAA